UCAAUCCCCGGCGCCGCCGCCGGAGUGGCUCUCGGUCCUCCCAUCGAUCCUCCCGUCCGUCCUCCCGCCGCCGCUGGUCAGAUCCUACAACUGUCCUUUUAAAAUAUGUGUCAGAGACAGCAUCAAGCAGGAGCUGAAAAUGUGAAUUGUGAUUCUCUCCGGUCUUUUCCAGCCCUCCCAGCCUCCUUGCCUGACUCAGAUGACGUGAUGUUCAGAAGUAUUCCUUAAUCCAAGUCGCUGCCCAGCCAGGCACACCUACAAAAGAUUGCAUCCAUAACUCAAGAUGGCCAGUCAGCCGCCGGAAGAGCCUGUGGAGUCUCAGGUCCCGGAUGAACUUGAGUGUAAGAUCUGUUACAAUCGGUACAACCUGAAGCAGAGAAAGCCCAAGGUUCUGGAGUGUUGUCACAGGGUCUGCGCCAAAUGCCUCUACAAGAUCAUAGACUUUGGGGACUCUCCCCAGGGUGUCAUCGUCUGCCCUUUCUGCAGGUUUGAGACAUGCCUGCCGGACGACGAAGUCAGUAGCCUGCCUGACGACAACAACAUCCUUGUAAACUUGACUUGUGGAAGCAAAGGGAAGAAAUGCCUUCCUGAGAACCCCACCGAGCUGCUGCUCACCCCCAAGAGGCUGGCUUCCCUUGUCAGCCCUUCCCACACAUCCUCCAAUUGCUUGGUUAUCACUAUCAUGGAGGUGCAGAGAGAGAGCUCCCCGUCUCUCAGUUCCACCCCUGUGGUAGAAUUCUACAGGCCAGCGAGUUUCGACUCUGUCACCACCGUGUCCCAUAAUUGGACGGUGUGGAACUGCACCUCGCUGCUCUUUCAGACGUCCAUCCGAGUGUUGGUGUGGUUGCUUGGUUUGCUGUACUUCAGCUCCUUGCCCUUAGGGAUCUACUUACUGGUGUCUAAGAAAGUCACCCUGGGGGUGGUCUUCGUUAGUCUUGUCCCCUCUAGCCUUGUCAUCCUUAUGGUAUAUGGUUUCUGCCAAUGUGUCUGUCAUGAAUUUCUGGACUGUAUGGCACUUCCUUCUUAAUCAAUAUGCAACACAGGCACAUAUGGCUACAUUCAAAUGAUGUACGUAUGAUUUGAUUUCUUUUGUAUUCUCUACGAUUAGUGUCUCCAGCCUCAACAAAGCCCUUGGCCAUAUGUCUGUGGUCCAUUUUCCCAUCCAGAUUUUGGCUUGAUGGGUUUUCCUGGAUUCUG
This is a messenger RNA of Grammomys surdaster, 1197 nucleotides long. It is a transcript of the gene Rnf182, whose product is annotated as ring finger protein 182. Bases 284 to 1027 code for a protein of 247 amino acids. The record is from RefSeq and is a predicted model, not a curated record. Lineage: Eukaryota; Metazoa; Chordata; Mammalia; Rodentia; Muridae. The transcript is spliced from 2 exons.